CCGUAGACCAGGAGUCGUCUUCUUAAAUCCGAUCGACCCAUUGGGGGAAGUCGGCGGCCACCAAAUCAUCGCGGUUCCCGUCGGCGGCUACCGGUGAUUCUCGUCCAGGGCACGGUUCGACAACUUGGAACGUAUCUUUUCAGCGGAAGCUGGUUAUCUUGCUAUUUGGACUCCAACUCUUUAACUCAUGGGGAACUGUUCAGGAAAAAAAGGGACAGGUAGUGAUCUUGAAGAGGAGAUAGACUUCGGAGGUGGAAAUGUGCAUGUAAUUACUAGAAAAGAGAGCUGGGAUCAAAAGAUUUUGGAAGCAAACAAGGAUGGCAAGAUCGUUGUAGCAAAUUUCAGUGCAUCUUGGUGUGGCCCAUGCAGAAUGAUAGCACCUCUUUAUAAGGAGCUGUCUCAGAAGUAUCCGUCACUGAUGUUUUUGACAAUAGAUGUUGAUGAAUUAAUGGAAUUUAGUUCGUCGUGGGAUAUACGUGCAACUCCAACAUUCUUAUUCCUGAAAGAUGGGCAGCAGUUGGAUAAGGUGAUUGGUGCUAAUAGGCCUGAGCUGGAGAAGAAGAUAAUCAUGUCUGUGGAUUCCUUAGUUCAGUGCUCCAAGGGCUCAAAUUGAUGAAGAGAAGGCGUCGUAACAUAAUAUGGCAGUAGAAAAAAUGGAGGUUCAUGCGAUAUAGUCACUGUUUUCGCAAGAAUUAAGUGAUAUUAAAGAAGCUGUAGUGAUUUUACAUAUGGAGGUUCAUGCAGUCAGUGUCACUGUCGAGCCGCUACUUGACUUGACAAGCAGAGGAGACUAGCUGAAAGGCACUAGAAGCUGUAGUGAUUUUACUCCAUGUACAUGCGUAGAAUACAAAAGCCUAUGUACUUAUCUGGACAUACAUGUAUACCUUGGCAGAAUCCAGUCCUAAACUUAGGGUGUUAUGGUACUGGAAGAUGGAUAAUUGAUAUCCGAAAGAGUGGAGUGUGCUUUGUAUUAUCAAUGAUGAUAUCACAGUGCAAUGAAGAAUUAUUUAGAGUGA
Messenger RNA from Musa acuminata AAA Group (dessert banana), 1016 nucleotides. Its product is annotated as thioredoxin H4-1-like. The transcript has 6 exons. Bases 188 to 613 code for a protein of 141 amino acids. NCBI's taxonomy places the organism in Eukaryota, Viridiplantae, Streptophyta, Magnoliopsida, Zingiberales, Musaceae. The record is from RefSeq and is a predicted model, not a curated record.